CAGAAAGACUGUAUUUUCUGAUCUUGUGUUUCCCUGGAAAUGAUGUAACUUGGAAUCAUCAUCAGCUCUUCUUUACAGCUGUGUUACGCUAUUAAAAGGGGCUAGGCCCUCUUAAGAUUUCUUCUCUGGGUUUGUAUUUCUUUCCUUUUAAAAUGGAUGUAGGAAAACUGUACCCCAAGGAGACUGAGAGUUUUUGCAAACGCCUCCCUGCCCCCGCCCUGUCCAAAGCUUCUUCCAUUUGUAUAUUUCUUGCCAAGCACGGAAGAGAUGCAAACGUCUGUAUUUUGAAGCCUUUCAAUAAGCUCUAACUUUGUUGUCCUAUGUAACCGUGAGAUUUUUUUUUUAAAGUGGUCCAAAAUUGGAAUAGAAUACAAGCUUUCUGCAUUUUCUGUUUCACUGGUUUAGCAAACAUUUAUGAUGGACAUGUGCUGAGGGUUCAAGGAAGGAGCAGUGGGUGUGCCCUGUGGGGGAGCCAGGGUUUUAUAGGAGGAGGAGGCAGCAAAGAAUGGCGUCAGUAAAGGUAUAGAAGGAGGGCAGUGCAAGCAUUUUGGGGAAAUGUGGAGAAGUUUGGGUUAAUGAUUGCAUCUCAAUUUUGGGAGGAGUGAAGGAAAGCUGGUUGGGGCGUAAGGGCAGCCCAGGAGUCCGCGCCUUCUCUGGCAGGGAAGAGUUGGAGGUUUGGAGCAGGAAAAUAACAAGUGACGUGGGCGUUAAUGAGAGAAAUAUGGUUGCAAAGCCCAAGCUGUGAGUUUUCUGCUGCCAGGACCAAGCCCGAGGGAGAGGAAGAGGGGUCCAUGGGACCCCAGGCUGGAGGGGCUCGGCUGAACCAGCUGCGAGGGGCUGCUGAGGUCAGAGAACCAGGAUGUGGUUGAGAAGAGAGAAGACAAUGGAGGGAAACGUUGACAAACAUUGGAUCCAAAUGACAAGGAGAGAAUGGAGCAGGAUGGUGAGAGGCGAGGCUCCGAGGGGGGUGAGGAGGCAAGACGGAAGCCACUGCGAGGAGCAGGUUGGGUCAAGCAUGCAGAUCCGAGAUUGUGGACGUCAGCAGGAUGUUCACUAAGCAGCUGUCCAUAUCUGGCAGUGAAAAUCACUCCUGCCAUCCCCGUGGUUGGCGGCAUACUGUUCUUCUUUGUGAUGGGGACCCUGCUUCGCACCAGCUUCAGUGACCCCGGCGUCCUUCCGCGAGCCACGCCUGAUGAAGCCGCCGACCUGGAAAGGCAAAUAGAUAUUGCCAACGGCACCAGUUCAGGGGGGUACCGCCCACCUCCCAGAACCAAAGAAGUCAUCAUCAAUGGCCAGACUGUGAAACUUAAAUAUUGUUUCACCUGCAAGAUUUUCCGGCCCCCGCGUGCCUCCCAUUGUAGCCUUUGUGAUAACUGCGUAGAACGGUUUGAUCACCACUGUCCCUGGGUAGGCAACUGUGUGGGGAAAAGAAACUACAGAUUUUUUUAUAUGUUUAUUUUAUCUCUGUCUUUUCUGACAGUCUUUAUAUUUGCAUUCGUUAUCACGCACGUCAUUCUUCGUUCACAACAAACGGGAUUCCUAAAUGCCCUGAAGGACAGUCCUGCAAGCGUGCUGGAGGCCGUGGUGUGCUUCUUCUCCGUCUGGUCUAUCGUGGGGCUCUCGGGUUUCCACACAUACCUGAUCAGCUCCAACCAGACGACGAAUGAAGAUAUUAAAGGCUCUUGGUCAAAUAAAAGAGGUAAAGAAAAUUACAAUCCCUACAGCUACGGGAAUAUCUUUACAAACUGCUGUGUUGCCCUGUGUGGGCCCAUCUCUCCCAGCCUCAUUGACAGAAGAGGGUACAUCCUGCCUGACACACCCCAGCCAGCUGCGCCCUCCAAUGGGAUGGCCGCGUACGGGGCCACGCAGUCGCAGAGCGACAUGUGCGACCAAGACCAGUGCAUUCAGAGCACCAAAUUCGUUUUGCAGGCCGCGGCCACGCCCCUGCUGCAGAGCGAGCCCAGCCUCACCAGCGACGAGCUGCACCUGCCUGGAAAGCCAGGCCUGGGCACGCCCUGUGCCAGCCUGACGCUCGGGCAGCCCACACCGCCCUCUUCCAUGCCCAACCUCUCCGCCGAGGCCGUGCUCACAGACAUACUGCCUCUGAAAGAGGAGCACGUGGGCCACCAGUUCCUGACCCCAGAGGAAGCGCCAUCGCCGCCCAGGAUGCUGGCAGGCAGCCCCCUGGCGCACAGCCGCACCAUGCACGUCCUGGGCCUGGCCAGCCAGGACUCUCUGCAUGAGGACUCAGUGCGUGGCCUGGUGAAGCUCAGCUCCGUGUGAUCAUGUGGCCCCCCCGCCCCGUGACUGCAGGCAGUGGGAGGGGCCAGACGGGGUGCCCCCCACAGCAACUUUCUGGUGACCCAAUGGCGUGGUGGUGAGGACGACUCCAGGUCCUGAGGCACAGGGGCCACACUGGGAGAGUAAAUGGAUCCCCUCCGAUAACAGAGGUGGGCAGGACCCCCGUGCUGACGGCUUGGUUUUAUUGGAAUUUUCUUCCCCACCCUGACGGCUUUGAUCAUAUUGAAAAUAGAGAAGUAGCUAUUUUCAGGCAUUUGGAAUAUGAAGGGUGGGCAUGGGGAGGGAGGAGCCUCCGGGGCUGCGAUCAGAGUCAGAGCAAAGGACCAUGCCUGGAUGUUCCACUGUCUGCUCGCUGCUCUUGUGACGGACGUCUGGAAGGUUUACGACGCUCGUGGCCGAACUGAAAUUGCACUUGUGUUAUGCUACUAAUAUUUGAAAUAGACAUGCCAUUCCAUUUGUUAAUUUAAAACAAACAAAAACCUAAAGGGAAAAAGCGGCCAGAUGUGGAUUUGCAUGCCACGCGACAGUCUGUUUACAGUGUUGUUGGUAUUCAAAAGGAAGUGCUGCUUUCUUUCUUUCUUUCUUUUACUUUUGUGAAUUUUCGAGUGCUGUUUUAUGGGAAGACAGGGCGACCAACCGCGACUAACGGACAGUGCCGUCUCUCGCCGGCUUCUUCGGCUUAAUUACACGUAGUAGGUGGCACCUGGGCUGGAGGGGUUUUAUCAGAUCCAGGAUCAGUUAACCUUCUGUUUAGUAGUCAGCCAAGGUAAUGUGUUGUACCACACCCCCCACAGUCUUCACCUCCUUGUGUGACCAAACUUCCUGUGGACAGCCAAUAAAAUGACGUCCUCUGUUACUUUGGAUCUCCGUACAGUUAUCCUUAACAGCUUAAAUGACAACAUCAUCAUCCUAUGGGCUUCGCAGAGUUUGGUUUUAUUGAAGUCUCCCUAGUGAGGGAUGGUCCCAGACCAGCCAAAAAUCAGAUCUGUGAAUUGUGCGGUAUGUAUGGAAUGAUUUCUUAGACAAGAGAGUAGCAUUCUAUCCUUUUGUUGUUGUUGAUUUUCUUUAACCAUCUCUUUUUGAUCCAGUCUUCACGGAAUUUGCUCCACUUUUACAAAUGGCCACACGGCAGUUAAUCUACGACAGGUGGAGGGGAGGGCGUUCAGGGAGUGGCUGCGCUCCGCUCUGCGUUGCACUAACAUGUCACCAAAGUUCAGAAGGGCAACUCAAGGCCCUAGUAAAGGUAUCGGAAAAUGAGGAGGAGAAACUGGCUUCGAGGUUGGGCUAAGAUCAGGUAGCUUGACAUUCUUACCUAAAUGCUAAUCAGAAUGGAAUUAAGAAAAUUACCACUUCAUCCGUGUUCAUUUAUCAUCUAGAAGGGAACUGGCUUUGUACUAAGGGACUAAAUCACUGUGGAAGCAACUGCAGAGGCUCAGCCAGCUUCUGUCCUUGCUUCUUUCCAGAUGAUAAAUCCAACAGCCGAGUCUACUCAAGUUCAAAAUCACGCUCUUGCGCCUCGCAACCACAUGAAAAACAGGAUGCAUUGAUCAGUGAUCCAGGAAGCCCCAAACAAUCUGCAUUUAUGGAAAAAGGCUGUUUCUCCUGAGAAAGUUGCUAUUUGAUAUAAAAGGAAAGGAAAGGAGGCAGAAAAAGAAAAGCACAAUUGCAAGUCUUACUUGGAAUAAAGCCAGUUUUUCGUAGGUCAAAAAUAAUUUCUGCUGAAAAUAACCACAGAAUUCUUGCAUCAUAGUAUCUUUGAACCAUCUUUAUUUUUCAUAUUAUAUAUACAAAUAGAAAAUGGAAAAGGUAAAUUGCGUGUAGCCGUUUUUGAUUUUCUGGACCUCCUAACUAUUUGUGCUCACUUGGAAUUUAUAGUAAGGGGGACAGAGCCCCUCAUUACACAACCACACACACUCCCAGUCAUCAAUGCACAGGGAUUCUCCUUGCACACACUGCCUCAAAGCAAAGAGCAACAGCCCCACAAUGUGCCUUCCACAACUCCCCGAACCAGCCCCGCUCUUUGCCUCCUUCCACCUAUUCGUCAGGGACCCCCGGAGAGGGUUGGCCCUGGCGAGAAGAGAAGGACGGCUCAGUUCUCACUCUGGUAUCUGUGUGGCCUGGUCCGUUUCAACUUCUUCACCAGGAGGAUGAAGACAAUGGUCUUUAGAGUCCUUCCAUGUCCAACAAUUUCCACUUCAAUGGUUGCUGAUUUCCCACGAGCAGCCCUUUCUCCCACCUCCUUAUGAAAAAAUCCAAGAAGCAAGGAUCAUCAUUCAUUUGUCUUUACAUAAUGAAUAUUUCCCUAAAAUUUAUUAUCAGUCCCCCACCCCCACCCUCAACCUGGUCCCCUGGACGCACUUGGCAUCAUUUAUCAAAGAGGGGAUUGGGACUUUUGGUAAAAUAAAUCAUGCUAUUCAGAGUCCAAGGGGGAGAGUAACUUGAGAGGGCCAAUUUGCUAAGAUAAUUAACUUCUUAAAACCCCAAACCAGAGAAAUACCCACAGCCCUUCACUCUGUGUCUGUGGAAUGAAUGACUGUGCUCCCAGGAGUUCCCUUGUUCCCACUGGGUGGAGGGAGGAUUCCUGGACAGUGACUUGCCUGGAGAUGGGUCUGCAUUUCCCUUUAACAGAUACAUACUUUUUUAGUGUUGAGUGCUUCUGUCUAGCUGUGGAUGAGUAGACUUUGAUCUAAAUUCUCUCAGUGUGUUACAGAUUGAUUGCAUGCUAGCUAUAAAAAAAAUAAGAUAAAUAUUUUACCAUGCUAUUAAAGUUUGGACCAUUAUCAAACAUAUACACGCACACACUCAUUUUGUUAUUUAAAAAUUCAUCUGCCUUCACUCCCCAAGAAAUGCUCUGGGGACCGCAGGCUUUCCAGGCACUUGAAGGCUGAAUUUCGCCUGAAUGCCCUGGUCCCUAGGAAGGAUGUUGGAAGGAGCAUCGGGGCAGCCAGUAGCCUGCAUCUGGGGCAUGAUGACAUGUUGCUCUGUGCCUGGGGAUCGGCCAGCAUUUGUGCAGUGCCCACUUGAAAAGUGCUCAUUCAGCUUUCAAAAGUAAUCAUUUCAGCCUGUGAGAAUGACAGCAUAUCCCCACCCUGUGCCAGCAAAAUGCCUGAUACCUGUUCUGAUCCAGAAUAGCACAAAGGGAGAGUCUUCUCAGAGCGCUGCCCUGCCCCACUAAGUGCACUGCGGUCUUUCCCUGUUGUGUUAAGGAUGCGGAGUGGGGUUCGAAUCAAGAAGCAAACCCCAUUUUAUGAGCCGUGUUCCUGUGGAGACCUGAGUGGGUCAGGACCCUUCUCUGGCCUCCCUUAGCUCUUCAUACCUUGGGCCUGGGCCUUCAACUGCAAGAAAAAUGGAUUUGCCAAAGUUGGCAGUAGGUGUCCUGGGAGCAGGGGCUCGUGAUGGCAUCUCCAAGAAAAUGCUGGAACUCAAGCCAUUCGGGGCUCACCAUUUGGCGGACACGGAGGCUUUCAAAGGGCAGAUCUGAUCGAUCCUUUGUGGGUCUCACACCUCCUUGCUCCCCACCGCAGUGGACGCUUCUCUGUGACUCGGCUGCCCCUUUCUGGAGCUCAGCCCACAAACCAUCCUUUUCACCGGAACCCAAUGCGUCGCCAUCUUGGCUCGCAGUUUUUGAGUUAGCUAGAACGUAUCAGGGGUUCGCAUUAAUAGCUGAAGAAAUACUUCCAAAAUUAGCUGUCUUUCAUUCAUCCACGUGAGUACACGGUGUAACCCAUUGAGUUCUUGAUCGGGUAAGAAAAGAGAAUAAGUGAAAAAAUGUUAAAUAUACUUUUUUGACUGCUGCCUUAAAACUGUUGGAAGAGGAGCCUAAAUCAAAUCAAUGUUUACAUUUUUUAAGUCCCUACGAGUUGUGGGAGUCUAGCAUAUUCUUGUCCAAAUGAGAGAGCCUUUCAAAUGGAUUCUCAUUCCUCCUGGUGCCUUCCACCUGCCCUGGAGGUCUGUGUGUGGCAUUGUAUGCUGUUUUCCAUGUUACCUCGUAAAAAACCUGCCUCUCAUUUGUUCCCUUGAAACAUGUCUCUCUGUCUUAUAAGAUUAAGUGAUCGUUGAAAUAUUAAAUAAGCUGAAGCGUCACUUUCUUUCAAAUAAAUGUCAAAGAUGCUAACAA
This is a messenger RNA of Equus caballus (horse), 6418 nucleotides long. It is a transcript of the gene ZDHHC14, whose product is annotated as zinc finger DHHC-type palmitoyltransferase 14. The record is from RefSeq and is a predicted model, not a curated record. Gene Ontology annotation, cellular component: Golgi apparatus; endoplasmic reticulum. Gene Ontology annotation, biological process: protein targeting to membrane; peptidyl-L-cysteine S-palmitoylation. Gene Ontology annotation, molecular function: protein-cysteine S-palmitoyltransferase activity. NCBI's taxonomy places the organism in Eukaryota, Metazoa, Chordata, Mammalia, Perissodactyla, Equidae.